AGUGGGGUUUUUUUGCAUCUAGAAAAUAGUCUGAUUCUAUUCACAUCUAUUUAACAAAAAGCUCAACAUAACAUCCUUCCCAGACAGGUUUAUCUGGUUGAUCAGAGUCACGUGCAGCUACGAUUAAAAAUACACCGAAUGUACCACUAGGAAUUUCAGACUAGUCUGUCGUUAUCCCACAAUGCACCUGGGCUGCAGAAGGCGCCUUCCAUGCUGCUGCAGAGGGCAGGGGUCUUCAUGUAGCUUUAGCAAAACAAACUCGAUAAUCUAAAGAGUUUAACUGUGACUGACCCUCUGAUAUCCACACACCGGGUCAGAGUGUUGGAGUGUGUGUGAGAGAGAGAGACAGACAGAGUGAGAGUGUGUGGGACUGAAACUUAUUUGCAGGAUGGCUCCAUUCGGAUUGAUGACAGUUGGCGCUAAUUUUUUGGCCAGAUCUUGGGGUGUGUUUUCGAGUGCAGUUACUGUAAGGUGCUCUUGUUUCGCUCCAACAUUAAAAUCCUUCAGCACCUCGACUGGUGGUCCCCCAAAAAGGCCCCUGACCGCGUACCUGCGAUAUGUGAAAGAGCAGCAGCCCAUCGUGGUCAGACAGAACCCAGACAUCAAAGCUGUGGACAUUGUCCGAAAGAUUGCACAGCAGUGGAGGACCCUUACACCAGAGGACAAACAGCCUUUUGAAGAAGCGUCCAUAGCAGCCAGGGAGCAGUACAGAAUCGACAUGAAGGCAUACCAGGAUCAGCUGACCCCUGCGCAGUCUGCAGCUAUCGCCGAGGAGAAAAGACAGAAGAAGGCGAAAAGACGAGCAAUCAGGAAGAAGAGGGAACUGAACAGUCUCGGCAAGCCCAAACGCCCCAGGACGGCCUUCAACGUUUUCAUGGCAGAGCACUUUGAAGAAGCGAAAGGAAGCACCAUGCCGGGCAAAAUGAAGUCUCUGUUUGAAGACUGGAAGAGUUUAUCCAUCUCACAGAAACAAAUAUACACGCAGCUAGCAGAGGAUGACAAAGUUCGUUAUAAAAAUGAGAUGAAGGCGUGGGAGGAGCACAUGACUGAACUCGGGAGGGAGGAUCUGGUCCGACGGAAGGAGUCACGACGGAAGAAGGCGGCGACUAAAAAAGGCAAAAAGAAAUCUAGAGUGAAAGUGUUAAAGGCCAAAGCACCGGUCAAGAAAACAGCAGGGAAAAAGACUGCGUCUGCCGAACCAAAAAAACCGAGUAGCACUAAGAAGUGAGCGGUACGUGUUGAGAAGGCACGCUCCGUCCUUAAUAAAAAAAAACGUUUUGGAAAGAUGUACGCUUCCCUGAUUGGUGCUGCUUGUUCAUGAGUAUUUUGUACUGUGAGAAUAGAAAAAAAGGCCAGUUUUGUGGUGGAGUCUUUGCUUAAACAGCCGUCACACAUCGGGUGUAGUCCAGCCUGAGUCCGUAUGACUACUGCGCUUUCUUCUGUUUAUUACCUUCCUAACUGAAAUAAUCACAUUCAUUUUUUGUUUUGUAGAACGAAUAUCUUCUGUAUCAUGCGCAAAAAAAAAUCUCAGUAGCCAUGUUUUGCAUCAUAUCAUUUUUCUUAAAUAAAUACCAACAUUUUCUACUAAACAAGCACCAACAGUAUUACACAUUACAACAGGAAUUGAUGACCACAAAGUGGGAAUGUCAUUGGAAUUUGGAGUGGAUCUGUGUGAUGUCAAAA
Hemibagrus wyckioides is the source of this 1683-nucleotide messenger RNA. RefSeq names its product transcription factor A, mitochondrial (gene tfam). The coding region runs from base 389 to 1228 and encodes 279 amino acids. The transcript is spliced from 7 exons. NCBI's taxonomy places the organism in Eukaryota, Metazoa, Chordata, Actinopteri, Siluriformes, Bagridae. The record is from RefSeq and is a predicted model, not a curated record. Gene Ontology annotation, molecular function: transcription cis-regulatory region binding.